UUUCUUGCUGAGCCGGCGCCAGAAACUUCUGCAGGAAGCCAGCAGCUCCUAGAGCAUCCCCAAUGCUGUUUCGCAGCCCUCCAGAGGGAUGUCCCAAACGCACUUGUUCAGUAUCCUGCUGGCGUUGGUGUUGUGCCUCCAGGGACCCUCAGCCCAGACCAUGGACUUCCUCUUUGAGAACUGGAAGGCCUACAGCAAAGAGUGUUUUCACAACAUGAGUCUCCUGCCGCCGCCUACUGAGCUGGUCUGCAACCGAACCUUUGACAAGUACUCAUGCUGGCCCGAUGCCCAGCCCAACACCACCGUCAAUGUUUCCUGCCCCUGGUUCCUGCCCUGGUAUGAUAAAGUGAAACAUGGCUAUGUAUUCAAGAAGUGUGGUCCAGAUGCCCGAUGGGUGACAAGUCCCGAAGGGAAAUCAUUGCGGGACGUCCGUCAGUGCAUGAUGGACAAUGAGACCAUCCUAGAACAAAACAAGUUUGCUAGGAUCUACGGCAGCUUCAAGGUGAUGUACACGGUGGGAUACUCGGUGUCACUCUGCGGCCUGAUCCUCGCCUUGGCUGUGCUACUAGGCUUUAGCAAGCUGCACUGCAUGCGCAACUACAUCCACAUGAACCUCUUCGCCUCCUUCAUCCUGAAGGGCAUCUCGGUGCUUAUCAUCGACACGCUGCUCAAGACCCGCUACAACGAGAAGAUUGAUGACUACAGCGUGCGGGUCUGGCUGAGUGAUGAGGCAGCAGCAGGAUGCCGUGCAGCCACUGUGUUCAUGCAGUACGGCAUUGUGGCCAACUACUGCUGGCUGUUGGUGGAGGGGAUCUACCUCCAUAACUUGCUGGUGCUGGCUGUCUUCUCUGAACGGAGCUACUUCACCCUCUACCUCUGCAUUGGCUGGGGCGCCCCCAUUCUCUUCAUUGUGCCAUGGAUGGUGGUGAAAUUUCUUUAUGAAAAUAUUCAAUGCUGGAGCACCAACCACAAUAUGGGUUUCUGGUGGAUCCUACGUUUCCCCGUGUUCCUUGCCAUCUUGAUCAAUUUCUUCAUUUUCAUCCGUAUCAUUCAGAUCUUGGUCUCCAAGCUCCGUGCUCACCAGAUGCGCUACACAGACUACAAAUUCCGGCUGGCCAAGUCAACACUGACACUUAUCCCAUUGCUGGGUAUCCAUGAGGUGGUGUUUGCCUUUGUAACUGAUGAACAUGCCCAGGGCACUCUGCGCUAUGUCAAGCUUUUCUUUGACCUCUUCCUCAGCUCCUUCCAGGGAAUGCUGGUGGCCAUUCUCUACUGCUUUGUGAACAAAGAGGUACAGUCAGAGCUGAUGAAGAAAUGGAGCCGCUGGAAGCUUGGCCGGGACAUAGAAGAGGAGUACAAGCACACAUACAGCCACACACCAAAUGCUCGCAACGGAGGGGGCAGCACUUGUGAGAAGCACAAGCUGGUGGGCAGCUACCUCAACGGGCUAGGCCGCAGCCAAGGAACAGUGCACACCAGCACCCAGUACCUCGAGCGGACAGGCUGCAGUGCCAGUGAGAACCUAGCCCUAGGCGAGCGGCCUCAUUGCUAUGAGUUUCCUGACACGGCUGAGAGCAACUUCUGAAGCAGCUGAGCCACCUGCCCCACUCCUUGCCCCAGAGGCAAACAUAGUGUGGAGGAAGGAGGGCAGCUGACAGCCCAGGGCAUGGGCUUGGAUACACUCAGUGGGACAUGUGAUUGGAAACUGUGCCCUUUGCCAAGCUGCCUGGAGCUGGCAGGACUCCGCAAGUUCUUUUCC
Molecule: messenger RNA, 1759 nt
Organism: Euleptes europaea (tarantolino)
Lineage: Eukaryota; Metazoa; Chordata; Lepidosauria; Squamata; Sphaerodactylidae
Gene: GCGR
Product: glucagon receptor
Exons: 13
Coding region: 89-1585 (498 amino acids)
Biological process (GO): adenylate cyclase-activating G protein-coupled receptor signaling pathway; cell surface receptor signaling pathway
Cellular component (GO): plasma membrane
Molecular function (GO): glucagon receptor activity; peptide hormone binding
Source: RefSeq, a predicted model, not a curated record